This is a messenger RNA of Erpetoichthys calabaricus (reedfish), 6823 nucleotides long. RefSeq names its product RNA polymerase II associated protein 1 (gene rpap1). The transcript has 25 exons. The record is from RefSeq and is a predicted model, not a curated record. Gene Ontology annotation, cellular component: nucleus. Gene Ontology annotation, biological process: transcription by RNA polymerase II. Bases 128 to 4333 code for a protein of 1401 amino acids. NCBI's taxonomy places the organism in Eukaryota, Metazoa, Chordata, Cladistia, Polypteriformes, Polypteridae.
GCUGUGACGUAUGGCGGAAGUCAAUGCUCUGUGCGGGGCGGAAGUGAAUCCUGCACGUUGUAUGUAAACUAAAGGACUUGUAGUGGUGGAGGUAUUGAAAGUAAUUGCAUUGAUACAGAGACUUGGAAUGCUGCCUCGUCCAAAACCAGGGGACUCUGAAGAUGAUUUGCUUCGAUACCAGGAGCAGUUCCUGGCUUCAAGGUCUGAACCAGCUGUCCGUAUUAUACGCAAAGUUGACAAGCGCAAAGGAGAAACUGAGUCCUCGGAGGGACUGAAUGAACAACGGAAUAGGGAUGUUGUCUCCAUUCAAGGAAUCCCAGAAGAGCCUCCACCACUGAACUCUGUACCACCAAAAAAGUCCCGCUUUAAGACACAAAAUGUGCAGUUUGAAGAUGAAGAUCCAGAAGAACGUAUAAAUCGCCAUGACAAGCAUGUCACUGUUGUUCUGUCUAAAAUCAUUGAGCGUGACACAAGUGCUGUUCCUGUAACUUUCCCAGCAUUUACUGGAGCUGCAUUUCCCAAAGCCUGUCAUAGAUCAGAGGUGCAAGGGCAGAUACCUUCUCCUUUGGGCAGAAAGAGUAUAUUUGCACAGAAAAUGAUGCUACAAAAAGCUAAAGAAAAUGGCCUGCUAGCCAAAGAAGCAUCACAGUCUGCCAUGGAACGAAUACCCACUAGGGCAUCAGAUGAUGUGGAGAUGAAGAUGCAGAUACAUCAGCAUCCUGAUCCUACAUCAAGACUUAUUUCAGGGGAUGGUCUUGGUAAGCCAGAUAGUGCCUCAGAGGUGAAGCAGAUUCAAUGGGAGAAUGAGCAGCGUCUCAAGAGCAUGUCAGAGGUUGAGAUUCUGGAAGAACAGAGAAAGCUGAUCUCGCAGCUUGAUCCUAGGCUGGUGGCUUUUGUAAAGUCCAAGAUGUCUUCAGCCUCUUUGACAAACACAGAUUUAGAAAUGAGUAGACCGGAUAAGCAAAGAUCAGAGAAUGAAGAAAUUAUGGAAUUGGAGACAACGGCAGAAAUGGAGGAUGAAAGCAGUGACCGAGACUUAUGUCCUCCAAUAACAGUUGACGAGUUGCCUGUAAAACCCAAAGAAGGUUGGGUUCACAUGGACAAAUUAGAACCAGAAAAACUUGAAUGGCUCAGGGACCUCCCUCCAUCACGAAAAAAGGGGACAAAGAAGGCAAUGCAGGCUCGUUUUGAUUUCUCUGGAUCAUUGAUCCCACCAACUGCUGACCUGCCAACACAUCUUGGACUGCACCACCAUGGAGAAGAGCCAGAGCUUGCUGGCUAUUCACUGCAGGAGCUCUUCCACCUUUCUCGCAGUAAGGUGACUCAACAGCGCACACUGGCUUUUACCACUCUGGCACGUGUCUUGCAUAAGGUACAUCUGGGAGAAUUAGCAUCUAUGGUGAAGGGCAGAAUUAUAUCCACUCUUCUGGAUGCUGGCCUUUUGUUCCUGCUUCGCUUUGCUUUGGAUGACAAUGUGGAAGUUGUAAUCGCAGGUGCAGUUCGAGCUCUUUGGGCACUGCUGGUUGUCCCUAAUGAUGAGGAAUGUCUUGACCGAACAUUCUCUUGGCUUCAUGGGAUGUUCACAUUUCCCUUAUUGCCAAUGGAAGAGUCUGAUGAUGAGGAGGAGGAUGAGGUAGAUGAAAAUGGCAAAAAGGAGACAGUGGAGGAAAAGGAGGCUAGAAAGCAAGAUCAUGAGGUGGCCCAAGCUGAUAUCAUCAAGGGCCUUUUGAAAAUGAAGUUGCUGCAUAGGCUGAGGUAUAUUUUAGAAGUUUUCCGCCCGGGCCCCAGAGUGGUUCAGGACAUGCUGGAAAUCUUAAUUAGGAUCUGUCGCCAUUCAGCUGCUGCUGCUAGCCAGGUAUUGGAUUGUCCUCGGCUUAUGGAGACAAUAAUAUCAGAAUUUCUCCCCUGUUCGUGGACAUCUCCUUCAAUGCAAGGACAUAGACCCACAUUGGAAAGGCCACAUGGCUUGCCUGUUGCAGGAGCAAUGAAGCUGAUAAGAGUGCUGGCCAGUACUGGGAGGCAUGCCUGUGCUAGGCUGCUGAACAACUACAAGAUUAGAGCACGUUUGUUACGCUUUAUUGCAGUGGAGCCAGAAGAUCUGCUUUUAGAAGCUUGUGAGGCAAAGAAACUGAGCCUUGAAGCUUUGAGGAUGUGGUGUGUUGCAGCUGGAUAUGGACAGGCUUGUGAUUUGUAUAGAGAUAUGUAUCCUGUCCUCAUAAGAAUGCUUCAGUCUAUUCCAGAGCUGAUGUCUAAGGAGACAUCUUUGGAACCUUUCUCGAACCUUACUCUUCAGAGAGCAGAGACUCUGUUGUUAUUGCUCACAACAGUCACACAAACUGCUGGUUCUACAGAGGAAUUAAAGGCUAACCAGAUGGGUGAAUCUGAAAGUGCCCUCCCGCCUCCUCCUCCUCUGGACUGGAGUCAAGUGGCUGGACUGCAACCCUUCAUUAAAGCAUCUCUGAAAACCUGUCUGCGGUGGCUAACAGAACCAAUUCACUGGGAAAAUGUACACAUGUUGGCAGCAGCUCACUUGGUCUACCUGGGGUCCUUCUAUUCACAGCUGUAUGUGCAGAGCACUUUCUGCCCAGUGGAUACCCUCCAGGAGAUAGAGGCUUUAACUUCAGAGGUCCUGCUUCCUCUCAUAGGUCAUCAAACUGUACUAAAUAUGAUCGAUCAUCUUAGGCAGUUUUCUGCACUUUGUGCCCCAACCUCUUGUGCUGCUAGUCGAGAGAUUAUACAUGGUCUUCCAGGCUUUGGCUGUAGUGAAGGAAUGAAUGUUAGCAACCUUUCAGAUGCAAAAUCUCCAUUUCCCUUUCUGAUGGGUCUAUUCUAUGUCCUUGAUUCUAUCACUAAUGUGCAUAAAGGACUUGCUUGCAAGUUUUUGAGUGUACUUGUUUCUCCACGACUUUUGGAUUAUCUUUGUUCAAGCUGCUCAGCAUUGCCCAGUUUUUCUCUGUCCAGCGCAUGGUUACUUCGACAUGAAUAUCAUCUCCAGUAUCUUUUGCUGAAGCUUGCUUGUAAACAGAUGCCGUUAAAGGCAGAGGUAUCACAGCAGAUAACAGUUUACCACAAGAUCGCUAUGGCAAUGCUGCCUCGACUGCUGCCUGGCAGUGAAUAUCAAGCACAUGAACUUUUGUCUACUAUGAUUUUUAACCCCAGUUUCAUCCCUGAGGGACGCUGUGGUGGCCCAGAAGCAGUAGAUCUUUCACAGCUGCUUCGCCUUGGAGAUGGGGACCAGUGCUCUCUAUCUAGUCAAUUUACCGAGUCUACGACAGGCACUUUGUUACGGGAGGCCUAUGCCAAUCUUGCAUCUCUACGAGGAUGUUACUUGACUCACCUGGCUCACUUGGAACCAAGUGUCUUACGAUCUAGAGAUAUUUAUCUAGGCCAUACCCCCUUUGUGUGUUCCCAAAUGCUGUCUGAGCUCACAGGACCAGUUGUUCCUUCUGAUUGGGCUUUUCUUCCUCUUGUAAGCCUAUAUGAACAAACUGCAAAGGAGGAGUCAAGCGGGAGAACUGUGGAGUCAGUAUCAGUCACCUCCAAGGAAGCAGUCACACACUGUCUACAGUGGCUUCUGAUCUUGGAGACCUGGCAUGAGGAUGCUUUGAAGUCUGUUCCUCCUGCUGCAAAGUUUUGUCGCCUUGCCUGCAUCUUUCUCUCAGGCAGUGAUCUGUUUCGGGAGCGUCCUGUGCAGCGCUUCCUUUGGGCUUUGCUCCUUGCUCUGUGUAGACCAACUCAGUUAAAUGCUCUAGAUUUAACAGUGCCUCCUCCUGGUCUGGCCUCAUUUCAUGACUUCUACUCGUCCCUGCUUGUGCAGUUUGAAGCAGUUUCUUUUGGUGAUCCCCUUUUUGGUUGUUUUCUACUUGUUCCACUCCAGCGCCAUUACAGUAUGGAACUGAAACUCGCUGUAUUUGGAGAGCACAUUGGACUUUUGCGCUCUUUUGGUGUGAGUCUUGCACAGUUGCCCAUUCCAUUGGAAAAGUUCACUUCUCCUCCUGAAGAUUCUCUGCCUCUACUUCGGUCAUACUUCCGGGCACUAGUAACAGGAUCCUUACGACUUACAUGGUGUCCAGUCUUAUAUGCUGUUGCCAUUGCUCAUGUGAACGCCUUCAUCUUUUCACAAGACACAAAAAACCAGGAAAUCGACAUGGAAAGAAAAAGCUUGCUGAGGAAGACAUACUUUCUGACAAAUGAGGUUUUGAAGAAUCAUCUUCUUCUCUUCAAGAUGCCCAGAGCAGACAUCAAGCUUGGUUUUGAAAUGUUUGAGAAGCUCCCCCCUAUUAGAGAUAAGAGACUAAAUGCUGUCCUUAGGAAGGAGAAUGGCACUGAUUAAGGGUGGGAGUUGUUCAAGUACUAGGGAGGCACCAUGAAAGUGAAAUAAGUAGGCAGUGAACACUUUUUCUUUGGACUCAUAUCUUUGUAAUGUACUUGCUCUUUUGGCUGACAUUUUUUCCAUCUUAAAAAUGUAAGCAAGAUAUAAACACAAUAUAUUUUGUUUAUUGAAGUUAGUGAACAGAUCCGCGAUCAAAAAUAAACUGUUACCUACAUAUACUUUUUAUUUUUUGCUGUACUUUCCUUUGGCAAGUGGUGAUGCGUUUUAAUUUUUUCCAAGUGAAAGAAGUUCCCAGUCUUGAUUUGGCUUUUAGUUCCUGACAUUGAAGAAUGGAGUAUGAUCAGUGUUUCUGCAAAGAUAGCUUUGUCAUUCUCAGUAGAGUAUGGGUUUUCCUAUUUUCUCAGAAUUGUAGCAAACUGGAUAGUUGAUUGGCAGAUUUUUUUAUUUUUGAGUCAUAGUCAGUUAUAAUUUAACUCUGAUCAAGUUAUGUAGGCAAUGGUGCCUCAGCCUGAUAUGAGUGAGUCUGUCAGGUAAUAUGGGCUCCAAGAUGUGUGAUUAUACUCCGUUAUGUCAGCUGUAAUAAGAAUGUUAUGAGCAUUUUGCACAGCUGGAAUUUGUAAAAUUAGAAUUUUAGAUGUCAACUUUGAUAACAGUUGUUGGCUCACAUGGCUGAGUGCAGUAUGAUGAUGUCGUUUUUGGUAUCAUACGAAGUUUUCUGAAUAUGUGUGACGGUAAUUUCUAUUCGUGAUUUAAAUAAUUCAUGUGGCAUGUCAUUUGUGGCAUUUAUUUCAUGGGAAAGCACAGUAUAUGAGUGAGAGUUCAACAAUGAUUGCGGCCUACUCAUUUUUCAGCUGUCAUUGCCAAAACGUGUUACUGUCAUUAGUUGAAUAUCUUUGGUUAUGUUAGUUAUCUUUGAUUGUGUGCGCUGAGCUGUGGUUUGUGAGAACAGCUACUCAGACAGGCAAAAGCAAUUUUUAUAAGUGAUAUUUAAUAUAGUAUUUUCAUAAUAUAUAGAGCCGGGGUUUCCAUCUCCAGUCCUAGAGAGCUACUGUGACUACAGAUUGUCAUUCUAACCCUUUUUAUUAAUUAAUGACCAGUUUUUGCUGCUAUUUAACUUCUUUUCCCUUCAUUUUAAUUAACUUAUUUUUUAAGAAUUAGUCCUCUGAAUUAUUUAAUUUUUUUCAUUAAAUGGCACCACACCCAAAUAGAAAUGAGAUGAAGUGAGCCAACAGAUGACCAGCUAAGUUGGCUUCUGAAAUUCCAACCAAUUUCUGAAUUAGACAACAAUCUUGUUAUUAAACUCUUAUUAUUUAAUUCUGUGGCUUGUUGGUGCUCUCAUUCUGUCACAGCUGAAAUUUUCAAAACUAUUGAUUUCCUUUUUUCUAAGACCACCGUCGAAAUGUUUUGUGGGCCUGAGGAGAUCAGCAUUAUUGGGAUCUUCACCAUUCUUUAUUUUCAGAUAAAUAAAUUGUAAGAUGGAAACAGGACGCCGGACAUGUGUUGGCUUCUCUUUUAUCUCCUUAUUGUUUGUCUGACAAUUACGAUAAUAAUAAUUCAGAAUUCAAAUAUCAAUAGUUCAGACAAAUUCAAAAUAGGUAAAGCAGUAAUAUUACCAUCAUCAUAUCAAGGUAGUCCAAGAGCAUUGCAGCAAUUAUAUCAUGAUGCAAUGGCAAUAUCCAGAACUAUCGGUCGGCCAGAUUUAUUUAUUACAAUGACGUGCAAUCCACAAUGGCCAGAAAUCCGGAGAUUCUUGAAAACAAUGCCUCCUGCUACAUCGGCUCAGGAUAUUCCAACUUUCGUAAGUAGAUUGUUUUAUCAGAAAGUCUUAAUUUUAUUGAAAGAACUCGAAACAGUGUUCAGUCAAAUCCAAGCAUACAUUUACAUGAUCGAAUUUCAAAAAUGGGGUUUACCUCACAUGCAUUUAUUGGUUACUUUGCAAAAAAAUUAUUAACUGCUGAUGAUGUAGAUCGUUUUGUCUGUGCUGAAAUUCCAAACAGAGAAACCUAUCCUGAAUUAUGGUACAAAGUCAUUAAACACGUGUCACGGAACACAUUUAAAAGAUUCAGCAUGUUGGGACUCGAAAGAUUCUAAAUAUUGUUUUUACCGAAGUUCUGAAAUAAAAGUGAAACUAAUGAAAUAGCAACAAUUUAAAGAAAGUGUGUAUCUGGAAAACCAAACACGUGGGUUGGUGAGUGAAACGAGCAGGGGGUGAAGCCCCCUAGUUAUAAUCUAAAAUGUACAUGAAAUAUGAUGAGCAUUAUAAUGAGCAGACCAAAUCAAACUACACGUGCUCAAGAUCUAUACCUAACUAAUAGGUGAACAUAAUUAAAAGAGUGUAAACAAAGCAGUAAAAUGAAAUCGGUAAAGAGCAGUAGGACUACCUUUACUGCCCAUUUUUGUAAAACUAUUUACAGUUAUGCUUGAAAGUUUGUGAACCUAGUUCAUAAUUUGAGAGUUUUUGUUUUUUAACCACAUGAUGCCUAUUUAAUC